Molecule: messenger RNA, 2534 nt
Organism: Trachemys scripta elegans
Lineage: Eukaryota; Metazoa; Chordata; Testudines; Emydidae
Gene: TFAP2B
Product: transcription factor AP-2 beta
Exons: 8
Coding region: 110-1519 (469 amino acids)
Biological process (GO): regulation of cell population proliferation; regulation of transcription by RNA polymerase II; anatomical structure development
Cellular component (GO): nucleus
Molecular function (GO): DNA-binding transcription factor activity, RNA polymerase II-specific; RNA polymerase II transcription regulatory region sequence-specific DNA binding
Source: RefSeq, a predicted model, not a curated record
GCGAUGGAAGAGGAACGUCGGAUUUGCUGUCUGUCCCCCAUUUCCAAUUAUAGAUGGAUCAUUACAGACAGAGAAGUACUGAGAAUCCAGACAUCUGCUCUUCACAUGAAUGCACUCACCUCCUAGAGAACAGCCUGCCAUCAUGCUCUGGAAACUGGUUGAAAAUGUCAAGUAUGAAGAUAUCUAUGAGAUGUUAGUCCACACCUAUUCCGCCAUGGACCGGCAUGAUGGAGUCCCCAGCCACAGCUCCAGAUUGUCCCAGCUGGGCUCUGUCUCCCAGGGACCCUAUUCCAGCGCCCCGCCGUUGUCUCACACCCCGUCCUCGGAUUUCCAGCCGCCUUACUUCCCACCCCCCUACCAGCCUCUUCCUUACCACCAAAGCCAGGACCCGUACUCCCAUGUCAAUGACCCUUACUCCCUAAACCCCUUGCAUCAACCCCAGCAGCACCCUUGGGGACAAAGGCAGAGGCAAGAGGUGGGAUCAGAAGCCGGCUCACUGCUGCCACAGCCUCGGGCCGCCUUGCCUCAGCUCUCGGGACUGGACCCCAGGCGGGACUACCACUCAGUGAGGCGGCCAGAUGUUCUCCUUCACUCGGCACACCAUGGCCUGGAUUCCGGCAUGGGAGACAGCCUUUCUCUGCAUGGCAUCGGACACCCAGGAAUGGAGGACGUGCAGUCAGUUGAAGAUGCCAAUAACAGCGGUAUGAACCUAUUGGACCAGUCUGUCAUUAAAAAAGUGCCAGUUCCUCCAAAAUCUGUUACUUCUCUGAUGAUGAAUAAAGAUGGCUUCCUGGGUGGAAUGUCAGUCAAUACCGGAGAGGUGUUUUGCUCAGUACCUGGCCGCUUGUCCUUGCUCAGUUCCACUUCAAAGUAUAAAGUAACCGUGGGAGAAGUUCAAAGACGCCUCUCGCCUCCAGAGUGUCUGAAUGCAUCCCUCCUAGGAGGAGUACUUAGAAGAGCCAAAUCGAAAAAUGGGGGGAGAUCGUUGAGAGAGAGGCUAGAAAAAAUCGGUUUGAAUUUACCAGCCGGCAGGCGUAAGGCCGCAAAUGUCACUUUACUCACCUCCCUGGUGGAAGGUGAAGCUGUUCACUUAGCUCGGGAUUUUGGAUACAUCUGUGAAACGGAGUUUCCAGCCAAAGCUGUUUCCGAGUACCUGAACAGACAGCACACGGACCCCAGCGAUCUCCACUCCAGGAAGAACAUGCUACUCGCUACAAAGCAACUUUGUAAAGAAUUCACGGAUCUCUUGGCCCAGGACAGGACACCCAUUGGCAACAGCAGACCCAGCCCUAUUUUGGAACCAGGCAUUCAGAGCUGCUUGACUCACUUCAGCCUCAUCACCCAUGGCUUUGGGGCCCCAGCCAUCUGUGCUGCCCUCACAGCCCUCCAAAACUACCUGACUGAAGCUCUCAAAGGCAUGGACAAGAUGUUCUUGAACAACAACACUGCUAACAGGCACACAUCUGGGGAAGGACCAGGUAGUAAAACUGGAGACAAGGAAGAGAAACACAGAAAAUGAAAAAAAGGAGAAAAAUAAAUAAAUAAAAGAGAGAGAGAGAAUCUUUUAAAACAAACAAAACAGUUUUAAUUUUAGCUUUAAAAUAUUGGAUUGGGAUUUGGAAGAAUUAUAUUAGGUAGGACAAAAAUAAUAAUAAAAAAGAAAGACAGUAACUUAAGAUCAGAGGUGCACAAUGGAGCAAGAACAGUGGCUCAAUGUCUCUUACACGGAACAUUUGAAGACAACCACCAGGAUUUUUCCACUUCUGUUCUCACUUUUUUUAAAUGAUUUUUUGGGAGGGAGGGGGCGAAAUAAAAUAAUAAUAAUAAAAGGAAGAAAUGAAUAACUUAUUGGAAGAAAUCAGAGAAACGCUUUGGUGUCGGUGCAUUGGUUUCUUGUUUGGGCUCAGAUGUAUAGUCUAUUUUUUUUUUUAAUCAAACAGUGUCCUGUGUCUACACUAGGGAAAACAAAAAAUCUUCCAGUAAUAUUAUCUGGGACAUUUCCAUUCUUCGCAUCAGCACCCCUCACUUCCAACCCUGCCCUCAUCUUACCUUGCUCCUCUGGAUCUAUAUAGACUAGAAAAGGGGCUGGUUUGGGUAGCAAAGGCUACACUAUGACUUGCUAAUAGAAUUGUAAAUGUAUUAAACUGUUUCUACAUUAAUUACAGUGUCUACAUUAAUUACAGUACAUUGGGUGUUUCAAGUCAUAUUAGCUCAAUCCAGUUAACUAACUCGAUUUUUAAAAGGCACCCUUUUUUCCUGGUCUAGACAGACCCUCUGUUUAGAUUACCAGUGUUUACAACUAUACAAGUAUUAUUUGGUAUUUAGCAUUGAUGGCAAAACUGCAUUGGCUCUUAGGGUGCAAAAUUUGAAAAUAAGGUCCAGUAAGAUGUUAAUGCUGUUUAAAACUCCUAAUCUUAUAUUUAAGGUAUCCUAAUUUCCUCUAAAGGGUUUAUAUUCCCAACAAUGCCAAUGUCUCUCUAUUUAAUUUGUUCUAAUAGUGUGGGUGUAUUGAGAGAGAUCUACUCAUUUUUUUU